Silurus meridionalis is the source of this 1538-nucleotide messenger RNA. RefSeq names its product leukotriene B4 receptor 1-like. Gene Ontology annotation, molecular function: G protein-coupled receptor activity. The transcript has a single exon. Lineage: Eukaryota; Metazoa; Chordata; Actinopteri; Siluriformes; Siluridae. The coding region runs from base 7 to 903 and encodes 298 amino acids. Gene Ontology annotation, cellular component: membrane. The record is from RefSeq and is a predicted model, not a curated record. Gene Ontology annotation, biological process: G protein-coupled receptor signaling pathway; immune response.
CUGACCAUGCAGCAACUCAACAUAUCCAACAGCUCGAUCACGGCUCCGGUCUCAACUGUAAACCUGAUUGCCAGUAGUGUGCUGGCAGUUUGCUUUAUACUGGGAGUACCCGGUAACAUCACUGUCAUGGUAUUUCUUGCUAGAUGGUGGAAGGGAGGCAGUUUCACCCCAAGAUUAAUGCUAAGCCUGGCCAUAUCGGAUCUGCUCACUCUGCUUUCUCUGCCUGUUUGGAUUUGGUCUCUUCUGCAUGGCUGGGUCUUUAGCUUGGUUCUGUGUAAGCUUCUCUCCUAUUUGGUGUAUUUAAGCCUGUACUGUAGCAUUUUGUGUGUGAUACUGAUGAGUGUGCAGCGAUACAUGCAAGUUCUGCACCCUCAGAAAUGGAAAAAGGUUGGUAGAAGAGGAAAAAAGUUCUUUUUGAGUGGGAUUUGGAUUUUAAGUGCAGUAUUAUCGUCCUAUGCUCUUGUACAGCGCACUCUAAGCUUGGACAGAGAAGGACACCAGCAAUGCAAUCGAUGUUAUCGCAAUGAUGUUGAGAGAGUGGCAACUUUAGUCUGGGAGAUUAUGAUAUUUGUGGUAUCAUUCCCAAUACUGGCUUAUUUCUACUUUCACCUUUACCGGGGAGUUAAAAACUCAGCUUUCUUUAGCAGUCACAUAAGGACAAGGCUGGUGGCCAGAAUUGUGGCAUGUUUCUUUAUUCUUUGGAUUCCAUUUCACAUCAACAACACUGUGCUUAUCACUGCUGUGCUGCUUGGGAAUGACAGUCUGUUGAGAUCUGCAGAAGCUGGAGAUAAUAUCGUUGCAGCUCUGACUUUUAUCAACAGUUGUGUGAAUCCCUUCCUGUAUGCCUUCUCUGCGCGGGCUCUACAGCAGCAAACAGUCGGAACAGAAAAUGCUUCAAGAUGAAGAGGUUUGAUUUUGUAUAGAUUGUUCCUCAAAGCCAGUGAUUUGUUUAAACUUAUGCAGAGGGUCAUAAACCCAUUUCUACUUAUUCCUGCAGCUUGCUGUUACUUUUUGAUUUUGUUAAAUGAAACAAACUUGACAAUAUAUCAUACUAAAGGCUGUUCAUCUGAUGAAUAAAUUUCAACAGAUUUAUAAGUUAAUGAUCUUAUUUCUUUUUAAAAUGCAUGGUGAAGUAUAUUUUUUGCUGUAGUAGGAUCUACAAUUUUUUAAACAAGAGUUAAAACUUUUUUUACAGCCUAUACAUGUUAAUGUGAACUUCAUUUUAGAUAGAUGACUAUAUUUCUAUGUAAAAAAGUAAAUAGGGUUUUGGAGAUUAAAGAACAAAAUAGAAUAAAUAAAAUACUAAGAAAUGUUGUAAUUUAUUAUUAUUAUUAUUAUUAUUAUUAUUAUUAUUAUUAAUUUGUAUUUUUUUUAAUUGAAAUUUAUUUAUAAUACUAUAUGCUUGUAUGAAUGUUACAGAACAUCAGUAACACUUUCAUGUACAGUGUUCACACUUAUGAGUUAGAAUAUGUCAUAAAUCACAUUUAGAUCACCUGAGACCAUUGCUUAUUUAGUAAAAAAAUAAAUAUACAUUUCUU